This is a messenger RNA of Neoarius graeffei (lesser salmon catfish), 2831 nucleotides long. It is a transcript of the gene mtbp, whose product is annotated as MDM2 binding protein. The record is from RefSeq and is a predicted model, not a curated record. NCBI's taxonomy places the organism in Eukaryota, Metazoa, Chordata, Actinopteri, Siluriformes, Ariidae. The transcript has 22 exons. Gene Ontology annotation, biological process: regulation of protein ubiquitination; protein localization to kinetochore; traversing start control point of mitotic cell cycle. Gene Ontology annotation, cellular component: kinetochore. The coding region runs from base 120 to 2732 and encodes 870 amino acids.
GCCGUUGGGGAUUGAGCCUUGAGCAGGGUUCUGGUAAAACGCGGGGGAAUUUGGUUUGUGUUGUUCGGUAUGAUAGUAAUGAAGUGGAGUUGUAUGAGGUUAAUGAGAGAGAAAGAGAGAUGGAUCGAUGCGUUCUUAUUGUGAUAAUUAAUCCGGAAGUGAAGAAGGAGAGCACUUUCAGUGGGAUUGAAGCUGCCAGAAAGGUGUAUAACAAGCUAAAAGAUAUUUGCAGGACGAACACUCGAUCACAGCUUUCUCCUUUUCCAGGUUGCUCUCCGAGUGGAACUCCUGCCUCCCCGAAAUGGUUCUUCGCUAUUCAAGCAACUCGUGGCCCGACACAGUUCUGCAGCUCUGAGUGGGAUGAGGUGCGCGUGCAGCACGGCGAUGGCGAAGAGUCGGCGCUCUCUCCCGUGGCCGGCUGUGCCGGCGCCCUGCAAGAGCAAGAGGAGCAGAGCCAGCUGUCUGAAAUCACGUCACACACAGAGCUCUUUGAAGAAGCAGCUGAGUCUCUUCAUCAGUUAGCAGACAAACUUCCUCCUCCAGGAUUCGCAGGAAGGUUCCUGUUGGAUGCGAUCCUGCUGUGUGAGGGCGAGGUUGGAAUGAAGGACCUGCUGCCAGUGAUCGGCUCCCUGAAGCACAUGCAGGCUUGGCAUUCUGCACAGAUGACGGUCAUCACGGAGCAUCGUGCAGCAUGGCGAACAGCAGCCUCGUACCUGUCGGGCCGGGUGCGUUCUCCCUCUGAUGUGGAGAGCUGUAUCGAUGCCAGUGAGCUUUGGAGAGGCGGACUGCUGAUCCAAGAGAAGAAGUUUGUCUCCGAGCUGCUAUUUGAGGGUUUCAGUUUGAAGUGGCAGACCCGAGGUAGCUGGAGCCACGUGUCCUACCCGCACUCAGUCCCCUGCUGCUUUACUGACCACAUGAUUCAGCCUGAGGUUUUUCACUAUUACCAGCCAGUGCUGGAGCUCAUCCAGUUGGUCCGAGUCGCAGAUCUCCCAGUGAUUCUUCUUUCCACCACUGAGUUUGAGCUUGCAUUAUCCAGCAAAUCCAACAAAGCCAAGCUUCUGUUAGAUCAGCUCCAAGCUCUGCGUGGAGAGGUUGGUGCUCUAUUCUCUCUCUCCUGUGUGGUGAGCGUUGAAGCCUUUCCUCCAGCCUCCCAGCUCAGUGCCUCCAAAUGGAGGGAUUUUGUGGCCAAGUGCCCGAAAGCCUUUUCUGCUCCUGACGUCAAGGUGAAAGGAGAGAAAGGCCACUAUCUUCUCUUGGUUCAGGGAGCAGAGGCUGGCGGCUGCAAAGCACGACUGAUCCACUCCGCCAAUCAGAUUAACGGUGCUGUUGCUCUGGCAACAAUCAGCGGCCUUGUACAGGAAAAAGUUUCACUAUCCUCAGGCACCGAGAUUGCGGAUUGGCUGGGCACUCUGCCCCGUCUCUGUGGAGACGACCUCUUGCGGCGAGAGAGGAGGCUGGCCAGAGUGCAGCACCAGGUCAUCCAGGAAUGCGCCCGAAGAAGAGAGGAGGCACAGAAGCCUGCAGGUGUGCCGCUAAACGAUCUGAGAGUCCUGCUGCGUCUGGCCAGAGAGCAGUACCUAAAGAUGCAAACUGCUAUGCAGCCCAGAGUAUCAUGUGCACCAGUGGAGAAUGAGAACCACACUUCUGUUACAGCAGACACUAAGCACACCACCCACUCCGAAUGGCCAGAGAGAAGUGUUCUGCGAAACUAUGAAAACAUGCAGAAGAUCCGGCACAAAACCAGAUCUUCUUCCGACCUCUCCAGGUCUAGCCUCUUCAGCAGUGGCUCUUCAGAUUGUCUCAUGGGCCCUAAAGAUGGGCAGAAGAAUGUUUCUGCACCACUGGAUGCACAAGAGCUGCUUAAGCACUUCACUGCUGAUGGGCUACCAAGUGGAGAACUACAACCUCUCCCUGUCCUCAGAGGGGACAAUGUGUUCCAGCUGUCGCCUGAUCUCACUCCAAGAAAAGUUACCAAGCUGCCAUUCAGGCAAGCGGCCAGUGCUCGCUACCAUGGCAUAGAGUUUUGCUUGGACGAGCGAAAGGCUCUGGAGAGAGACUGUGGAUUUGCACGCCUGCAGUCGCGGCUAAUCCGCUUCGAGACCCAGACUACGUGCUGUAAGGAGCCGUGCCCGGUGCCGCUGGCUCUGAGCCCUAUGCCUGCACCUACUCCCUCGCCCUCUGAACCUGGCAGCGCACCAGAUGGAGAAGCUGCACACAGCGAACCACCUCGUCUGAAACGCCGCUGCCGUGAACCAGACACGCGAACCCACAAGCAAAAAAGGUUGGCCAAGUCGGAGAGCAGCGAGUCUCUGGGCUCUCAGUGCAGUGGAGGCAGUGGUGCACACCCAGCUGUCAGAGCUUCGCAACAGAAGUCAGGCCGUUCUCUGUCCUGCUCCAACUCAACCCGACGCUCCACUGCUGGAGCAGGACAAGUUGCUGAAAGUUCCAACGAGCAGCCAGCCAGCCAGAAAUCUAGCCAGGGCCAAACUGAGUCACGCUCGCAGAAACACAAUCGGAUGCUAAAGGAGGUGGUUGUAAAGACACUGAAGCACUAUGGCAUCACCAGUGAGCACAAGUGCUUCAAGGCCUGCAGUCAAAGACUGUUUGAUGUAUCAAAACUCUAUCUGAAGGACCUGAAAACCUCCCGGGGUCUGCAUGAGGAAAUGAGAAAAGCAGCUGGUCGAAACGCUAAGCAGGUGAUCGACUGGGUUGUAGAGAAAGCCAAAAAGUGAUGUGUACCUCAGUUGUGAACACACAAUGUGUUUACCUGUUUUGCAUUAUGUAGUGUCUGUCCGAUGCAUCAGUGUGUAUUAAAGUGUGUUUUUUUUUUA